UGAUCACAUUGAAAUUGAAACACAUUGUCAUCACAUUGUUGCGCUCAACUACUGUAGAUACAUGCUACCCGCUAGAGAUUAUAAAAAAUAAAUGAAUAUCAAGGUGGUGAUUGAUUCUUGGGCUUUAGUCUGUUUGUGUUAGUGAAUGCUCAUUCAUGACUUUCAUAUAUUUAGUGUUUAUGAUGUAUUGUGAGCGUUUACUUGUAAAUUGACUAUUGAUUCCUAGUCUUUUUUCUACAUAAAUAUUGACGUCUAGUUGAAUACGUACUUCUUCAAAAUGUUAACGCCACGGUUUAAGUUACAACAAGACGAAACUCGCGUCUAUAUCACGGUGCAUGCACCAUACACAAAUAUCGGCGAAACUGAGAUCGAUAUUGAUGGUGAGAAUUUCUUAUUCGUAUCAAGUCCGUAUUUUCUUAGACUUCGUUUGCCUGGUAAAAUUGUUGAAAAUGACAGCUCAAAGGGUUCAUAUACAUGUGAUUCAGGAGAUUUUAACCUCACGUUUGAUAAAGAAAACCCAGGAGAACAUUUUGAGAAUCUCGAUAUGAUUACCAGCUUAUUGGCGCCUCGACAUAUUCCUGACUUAAAUCCGAAUUUAGUCGAGAUGUUGGAGGAGGGAGGAGUCACGAUUGAUGAGGAAAAUGAUGAGAAUGAAGUUGAUAAAAAAUACUCAUAUGGAUUCGCUAGUAAAAUUUCAACAGAAUUCAAAGAGAUUGGUAUGGAAUUCCCCAAAAUUUUUGAACUUAAAUGGCCGGAGCAACAUCCUAUUGGUAAAAGAAAUUCAUUAAGAGAACAGUAUGAAUUUAUAAAAUUUUCAUCAGAUCAUUACUUAGCUGAUUUACAUUGUGAUGAACUUGUAGCUCCAUAUUUGUUUGCAACUGUCUUUUGGGCUAGCCCUGAUUUCGAUAAAGAUGCUGAUUUUACUGAGGAAGAGGUGAGCUUAUUAAAGGAUUUGCCAAAUAAGCAUUAUAUUUUGACCAAAACUGAGCAUCGGCAAGUUUUUCUUGGGCUUGUGGAUAUACUCUAUGGCUAUUGCUAUGAUAAGAGGACAACAUUAAAUGAAAGUACUGUCGAAUCAAGCUGGACUAUCAACAAAUUGUCAGCAACUCUAAGCUGGUUUUGUGUUUUUAAGGAUAUAAAGGAAGUUCUUAAAGCUUGCUAUAGACGAGCGCUUGUUUAUCCCAUACUUCGGAACUUUGAAAUAUGUCACAAAGUAAAGAAUGAUCUUAUAUCUUUGCUAAAACAUGGAAAAAAGUUUAUUAUUAAAUGUGUCAUUGAUAUUUAUCAAAUGUUCAAUCAAAGCGAUGAUGCAAGAUACAUUUUAAAUCAAAUAUAUAUGAAGGAUUACUUAAUAUUUCUUCAGCAAUGUUCCCAAGAUGAAUUCAUUCCUUUGUGUGAUAACAUUGCCAAUACAGAGAUAACAAAAAAAGAUGUUGAACUAGAGCUUGAAGAACUAGAGGCUGCUGCUGAAAUGGUACAGCAGGAAGAAAUUCAGAUUUUAGAAAAUGAAAUGGCUGUUAAAAUGGCUUCUAUGUCUUUAAUACCUGGGCUUAAUAAACUUAAUGAUGCAAAUCACUUAAACAAUGCUCAAGAGUCUGAUUCGUCUGCAUCAAGCAGUGACUCGUCAGAUUCUGAAACAGAUGAGUCAGAGUUUUGGGAUUCUGAUGAUGAUCGUUCCUGAGGGAUCAUGUAAUUUCCAUUCUAAAAGAGUGGAAUAAACAUGAGUCCAGAAAAAUGAAAUGAGAAGAGUGAACAGUUCCUGUACAAAAUUAUGAUGAAAAUGUACAGUUUUGAUGUUGUCGGAAAAUAUAGUGAUGGAAGUUUUACAAUUGAACUUGAAAGUAUUAAAAAUUUGCCUAUUUUAAUAAAAAAUAUCUAUUGGUAGAUAUGUAACGUUUUUGCUCCAAAUUAAAUCAUGUUUUUGAUAGACAAGUUUUACUUUAUUGUAUGUACUUUUAAAGUAACUUAUUCUUAUUGGUAUUACUUAUUAAAGGAUAAUAACAUUGUUAUAUUGCUAUGAAAUGUUUAUUAGCUACAAUGUAGAACCAUCACAGAACAAUGAGAGGACUAAUUAAAAUAAAGGCAUAUAUUAUAGUAAUAAAUAAUAAUAAUAAUAAGACUACCUUCUUUAAGGAUUUGAAUACAGAAGCACAAAAAUCAAAUAUGCUUUAGUUAUUUUUGUAAAGCUCCAGCAUCGAAGUUCUUUCAUUGUUUUAUAGAUGGUAUAAAUAAUAAAGGAAUAUAUUUAAAGGAUUUUAAAAUUCAUAACCGGAUUAGGGUAAUAAAAAUAAUAAGGCAAAUUAUAUAUGUACCUAUAGAGAAAAAAAAUAUCUCAUUGUUGUUAAUAAAAUGAAGUGCAUGCCAUUUAGUAUAUGAAACAAGUGAAACUUUGUGUGAAAAACGUCACAAUAAAA
Molecule: messenger RNA, 2414 nt
Organism: Vanessa tameamea
Lineage: Eukaryota; Metazoa; Arthropoda; Insecta; Lepidoptera; Nymphalidae
Product: protein SHQ1 homolog
Exons: 1
Coding region: 278-1681 (467 amino acids)
Biological process (GO): box H/ACA snoRNP assembly
Cellular component (GO): nucleoplasm; cytoplasm
Source: RefSeq, a predicted model, not a curated record